Molecule: messenger RNA, 924 nt
Organism: Anisakis simplex (herring worm)
Lineage: Eukaryota; Metazoa; Nematoda; Chromadorea; Rhabditida; Anisakidae
Source: the annotation of a GenBank genome assembly
AUGUCAAAUUCAAGCGAAGUUCCUCGUUUACCAGUGACCGAAGAUGUUCUUCGCAAAUCGAUCAUCGAACAGAUCAAUCAGUUCGGACUGGACAAACUGACGAGUCGUUUGAUUCGAGAAAAUCUGCGGAAAGAAUACAAUGCUGACUUUUCACCGUUCAAGUCUCAAAUUGACACGAUCGCUAUGGAGGUCGUUGAAAAACGAAACGCAGAAACAGCGAAGAAAGCUGCCGCUAAAGAAAGUUCUGAUUCGGAUGACUCAGAUUCUGACGAUGGUGUUGUUUUCACUGAUUCUACAACGCCCAAAAAGAAACAAAAAAGUUCAAGAAAACGUGCAGCCUCAGGCUCCGAUUCGGAUUUGCUCGAAGUAGGCCAAAAGAAACGGCGAGCUGCUGCGGCCAAUGUCAAGAAGCAAGCACCCAAAAAGAAGAAAAAACCGGCUGAAGGAGGAGUGAAACGAAAGACUGCAUAUAGUGUGUGUUGUGCUUUAACAGAAGAUUUAUCAUCAAUUGUGGGCAAGAAAUAUAUGCGACGAAGUGAUGUGGUCAAAUCGAUGUGGGCCUACUUCCGUUCCAACAAUCUCAUGGAUCCUAAGGAUAAGCGAUACGUACUGGCUGAUGAGCCACUGCUGAAACUGUUCAAGAAGCGACGAUUUUUAGCAUUUGGCAUGAUGAAAGAUCUUGUUCCGCAUAUUAUUGAAGCAAAAUUCUUGAAUGAAGCCGAUCGUGCUGCGCUCGAAAAAUACGAAGCUGAAGAGGACGCGAGGCGUGCGAGAGAAGAAAAUGCAAAAAACAAUGAAAAACUGAACGGAAUUAGUGAUCAAGGAAGUAGUGGUAAGGCUGACGGGAGUAGUGAUAAUGAUAAUAAUAAUGGUAAUGAUGAAAAAUCAGAUGGUGGCUCGGAUGAGUCGAAUAGUGAUGAUUAA